AUGGCCUCCAGGGCUUCUCCUUGCCUUGGGGUGCCUCCGCACCGUCUGUGGGCCGUGAGGCCUGGCAUCUACGAGAAGGGGAGGACCUGGGGGACCGUGGUCGUGCGGCUCAGUCCCUCCCAGAGAGCUCGGGGCAGGGGCUCCCCGGGCAGCACACAUGAACCCAGCAUCAGAGUCCACAUGUGGCAGAUGCCAGUGCACCCCCAGGAGCCCAUGUCCCCCAGCCAGUUGACCCUCUCCCAGCUGCCCCUCAUGUGGCAGCUCUACCCCGGAAAAAGGUACAGAGCAAUGCACUCCAGGCUCUGGGAAGUAGUGGACCACAGCCAGAUUGCCUCCACAGAGCAGCUGAUCCUGACCCAGCUGCCGCCCGGGGAGUGA
Molecule: messenger RNA, 378 nt
Organism: Odobenus rosmarus divergens (Pacific walrus)
Lineage: Eukaryota; Metazoa; Chordata; Mammalia; Carnivora; Odobenidae
Gene: TCL1B
Product: T-cell leukemia/lymphoma 1B
Biological process (GO): positive regulation of peptidyl-serine phosphorylation
Molecular function (GO): protein serine/threonine kinase activator activity
Source: RefSeq, a predicted model, not a curated record